This is a messenger RNA of Papaver somniferum (opium poppy), 1065 nucleotides long. RefSeq names its product putative F-box protein At5g62060. The record is from RefSeq and is a predicted model, not a curated record. The transcript has a single exon. Lineage: Eukaryota; Viridiplantae; Streptophyta; Magnoliopsida; Ranunculales; Papaveraceae. The coding region runs from base 1 to 1065 and encodes 354 amino acids. Gene Ontology annotation, molecular function: protein binding.
AUGGAGAAGAAGGUGAAAUUUACUAGUGCCUUUUAUGAUGAUAUUCAUGAAGACAUACUUCUACAGAUACUAUACAAAUUACCGGCUAUAUCUUUGAUCAGAUUUAGUUGUGUAUCUAAGUUAUGGUUUUACUUAAUUAACAAUCACCAACAACAAUUCAACAAAUAUGACAUGGUUGAAUCUCAAAAGAAGCCGUUACUCAUGUUUAAUGGUUUAACUUGUGAGCACAAAUCUGAAGUUUGCUAUGGUGAAAAUUGUUAUUUCUCACUUGAAAUUUGUAACCCUAGUAGGCUUGAGAAGUUGAUCAUUCUCUCUCGUUUUAACAUAGGGGAAGAUGAUUUAAUGGUUGAAGAAACUCUAUUUGGAUACGACAUCUUGAGGGAUGAAUAUAGGGUGAUGUGUAUCAUUCAAAAUAAGGAUGAGUGUGAAUAUUACAUUCUUACACUAGGUAGUACUAAACCAUCUCCAUGGAGACGGAUUAAUAACCCAUGGCCAAAACGGCACCCACUAAGUUAUUUUCCAUUUACUAGAAGAAGAGUACCACCAAUCUCUUGUAAUGGAACUCUCUUUUACCAUAUGGUAAAAGAUGAAGCAGAAGAAGAAAAAUACAAACGUCUCACUUUGGUAUCAUUCAAUCUAAAUGAUGAGCAGUUUCAAAUGAUUAAACUUCCGGGAGAUGAGGAAUUUGUUUCGAGUUACAAUAACGGUGACUUUUCUUUGUUGGAGUACAAAGGAUGUUUUUGUUAUUCAAGUAUGGAGAAAUUUGAUACUUAUUGCGGUAAGAUCGUGCUACAUAUAUUGAAAGGUGACACAAUUAAACACGCCUGGGUUAAGGAAACUAUCAAGUUCAAUCUCCCAAGAGAGUUAGAUAGUCCUGCUCCUACUUCUAGUACUAGUAUUUUGAUUAUUUCAAUCCAGGUAAUUCUACAUUGGAGGUUUAACAGCAAAGGAAAUUGUCAUGUUACUAUCCAGCUCUACAAUGUGCAUUCGAAAGAAUUAAUGGAAGUAAAAGUUCCUGAAAAGGAUUUCAACCUUUGUUUUGACUAUUAUAUUUUCAUUACGUAG